CUCUUGCUUUCACCCAGAUAAAUACCAUUCUCGCCAUGUCUUCUGCGACUGUGCAAGUACCCAAGUUCCAGACUCUAGAACUUCAACUUCCGACUCGCACGAUAACUGCUAACUGCGGCGGCGCCAUUCAGAGCAGCAGCCUGGCCACGCCCCCCUCCUCCAGUUCCGCUCUCUCAGGGAACCGGCGAGGCGCGGGGCGGAGCCUCAGGCCCGGGCCAAGAUGGCGGCUGCGAGACCGGCCCUUACGGACUCGCUCUCGUUUUGCCUCGCGCAACUCACGGCGGCGGCCGGGGAGGGGCCGGGUUGGGGAAAGGACCCCGCUACCAACGAGACACCCCUGGGCCGCGCGCUCUUAGCGCUUCGCACGCGCCACAUCAAGGCAGCUGAGGGAAUUGAGCGCUUCCGGGCACGCGGCGGGCUCCGCCCCCUUCUCUCCCUGCUACGCCGAACGGCUGCCGCGGGCCCCGCCCCGUCCCCAGCAGGCUCUGGCUCCGCCCCUUCGUCGGUUGCGUCAGCUGGUUCUUCCCCUGGCCCCGCCCCCGCCGCUGAGUCGUCUUUGCCGCCUUCGUCGCCAGUGCGCCUGCGCAAGACGCUGGAUCUGGCGCUCAGCAUUCUAGCCAACUGCUGUACGGAAGGGGCGUGCCGAGCCGAAGUGCGUCGACUUGGAGGCAUUCUCCCUUUGGUGACCAUUCUUCAGUGUGUGAAGACAGACAGCAUCCAGAAUCGAACGGCUCGUGCUCUGGGGAACUUAGCCAUGGAAGCUGAGAGCUGCAGGGACAUCCACUCUGCUGGGGCUGUUCCCUUCCUUGUUGAGAGCCUGACGGCCUGCCAGGACUCACAGUGUCUCCAGAGUAUAGUCCGUGCCCUGCGCAACUUAGCUGACUCACCCCAGCACCGCCUAGCCCUGGCACAGCAGGGAGCAGUUCGGCCACUGGCUGAGCUCCUGGCUACUGCCCCCGACCCUGCGCUGACCUCGGCUCUAGUCCGCGCUCUCUUGGAACUCAGCCGAGGCUGUUCCCGGGCCUGUGCUGAGCAGCUAAGUCUGGGUGGGGGGCUGGGCCCUCUUGUCAGCUUGGCUUCUCACCCUAAACGGGCAAUACGUGAGGCGGCCAUCCUGAUCCUUGCCAAUCUGUGUGCGCAGGGCCUGGUGCGGCCCGCACUGGGCAAUGCUGGUGGUGUGGAGGUAUUACUAGGUGAGCUUCGGCGGCGACGGGGGCCCAACGGGACCAGCUCAGCUUCCCAGCAGCCCCUAGUGCGGGCUGUGUGUCUCUUGUGCCGUGAAGCCAUCAACCGGGCCCGGCUUCGGGACGCCGGUGGUUUGGAGCUGCUGAUGGGCCUGUUGCAGGACCCUGGUGCCAGUGCCUGGCAUCCACGUGUUGUGGCUGCCCUUGUAGGCUUCCUUUAUGAUACGGGGGCCUUGGGCAAGUUACAGGCUCUGGGCCUUGUGCCUCUUCUGGCCAGGCAGUUAUGUGGUGAAGCUGGCGAAGAGGAAGAAGAAGGAAUAGAAGCUGCUUCCUGGGACUUCCCUGAGGAACGGACCCCUGGGCAGAUAGAGGCAGGAAGCUUCCGAAGCCUUAGGUUGUGGCUGAUUUCUGAGGGUUAUGCAGCAGGCCCUGGAGAUAUCUCCCCAGAUUGGUCUCCUGAGCGUUGUCCGAUGCCAGAGCCAUCUGAGUCAGUCAGCCCUACCCCUGGCCAGCCCUCAAUGUCGACACCCCGCACACUGCGCAAACUGGCCCGCGUUCCCGCUGCCACUGCCGACGAGCCUUGGGGCCAGGAGGGGCCAGCACUGUUGCUGUUAUCACGCUUCUCCCAGGCUCCUGACCCGAGUGGAGCUCUAGUGACUGGCCCAGCACUGUGCGGCCUGUUGGCCUACGUGACAGGUGCACCGGGACCACCAAACCCGCGUGCACUACGCAUCUUGGCGCGUCUCACCUGUAACCCUGCCUGCCUUGAGGCCUUUGUGCGCAGCUAUGGUGCAGCGCUGCUGCGUGCCUGGCUCAUAUUCGGUGUCUCACCAGAUGACUGGCCUGUGGCAUGUGCCCGGCCUGCACACCGAAGCCAGCACCGAGAGCUGGGUGAGAUGCUGCUGCAGAACCUGACUGUUCAGGCUGAGUCCCCCUUUGGAGUAGGUGCCCUCACCCACCUGAUGCUCUCUGGGAGUCCUGAGGACCGAGUGGCCUGUGCACUAACACUACCCUUCAUCUGCCGGAAGCCUACUCUGUGGCGCCGCUUACUCCUGGACCAGGGUGGCCUCCGCCACCUCCUCGAAGCGCUGACACAGCCAGCUCCACACCCGCUCUUCCUCUUCUUUGCCACAGAUUCCCUCUCCUGCCUCCGAGCCCUGGUGUCUCCCACUGUGAGCCCAGUCCUCGUCCCUGCCACAUCCCCUUGCCUCUAUGAACCUCUCCUGGGUCCAGCCCCUCUCCCAGCUCCUGACCUGCACUUUGUUCUGGAUUCAGGCCUACGGCUCCCUGCUCAGCGGGCUGCUUCAGCUGCUGCCUCCCCUUUCUUCCGGGCCCUGCUAUCCGGCAGCUUUGCUGAAGCCCAGAUGGAUUUGGUGCCACUUCGAGGCCUGUCCCCUAGUGCAGCGUGGCCUGUCCUACAUCAUUUGCAUGGCUGUCAGAGCUGUGGGGCUGCUCGGAGGCCCAUACCCCCUCCCGACCAGCCCUUGCUGGGCUCCAAGGCUGAGGAAGCUCUGGAGGCUGCUGGCCGUUUCUUGCUGCCUGCACUAGAGGAAGAACUAGAAGAGGCUGUUGCCCACAUCUACUUGGGUCCCCAGAGUGGCCCUGAGUCAGUGAGUGAGGUACUCCGCUUAGGUCGGCCCCGGCUGACUGUCCACUGUGCACGAUGGACACUGGUGCCAGGGCGGUGCCCUAGAAAACGGGCCCUGGCUCUCAUGGGGCUCUUGGAAGCCGCAGGUGAGGAGGCAGGGCCUCUCACUGAAACUUUGCUGGCUGUGGUAACGGAGACUGAGUCAUAGUACAGAUGCUCUUGGAUAAACUGUUGGCCUCCCUGGGGGAGCACUCAGGGGUGAGUUGGCUGUAUAGUAGGCUUCUCUCAGCAUGGCAUGAGGGGAGACUGCAGAAGGAGCUAUCCUCAGGGACUGUCGAGCAAGUGGAACUGAGCCCCAGGCUGAAGAUCUCAAGAUCCACGGCUGAGAAAACAACACCAGAGCCUGCGCACAGAGUCCAAGAGGACAGCUCAGGGCCCCAGGAUCUGGUCUGACCAAGCCCUAUGGUGUCAACAUUAAAAACUUGAGAUUUG
Molecule: messenger RNA, 3264 nt
Organism: Microtus oregoni (creeping vole)
Lineage: Eukaryota; Metazoa; Chordata; Mammalia; Rodentia; Cricetidae
Gene: Armc5
Product: armadillo repeat containing 5
Exons: 6
Coding region: 221-2980 (919 amino acids)
Biological process (GO): anatomical structure morphogenesis
Cellular component (GO): cytosol
Molecular function (GO): protein binding
Source: RefSeq, a predicted model, not a curated record